Molecule: messenger RNA, 4098 nt
Organism: Equus quagga
Lineage: Eukaryota; Metazoa; Chordata; Mammalia; Perissodactyla; Equidae
Product: membrane progestin receptor gamma
Exons: 10
Coding region: 805-1956 (383 amino acids)
Cellular component (GO): membrane
Molecular function (GO): signaling receptor activity
Source: RefSeq, a predicted model, not a curated record
GGCGGGGAAGAGGCCUGUGCGCACCCCUGACUCCACCUGGGCGCAUGGCUGUGGUCGCACCUCAGACUGGCGAGUGAUGGGGCGCCCGUUUGGAGGUUACGGAGUUCAGGGUCUGUGGCAGGUCGUUAGGUCGGGCCCCACGAGGGGAGGCGGCCCCCUGCCUUCGGCUCCUCCCCCGCCGCCCUGCCCCGCCCCUCGCGGGAGGGGACCGGGGGCGGGGACCGCGGGGAAGGCGCGGACCGGCCGGGCCAGGUGCAGCGCCCGCGUGUCUGGGGGCCGCUGCGGCUCCGAGGAGUGUUCGGGCCCCAGCCCGCUUGUGCCACGUCCCUGCGCCCUCUGGACUGGACGCCUAGGACCCUCGGAGCCAGGGAAGAGGCCCUGGCACCGGCUGGCCAGAGGCACUGCAGGCCAUGUCAGAACUUUGAGCGAGGCGUGGUGACGGGGAGCGGCCGUCACCCACUGACCUUCCCCACCCGGCCCCAGGAUGCUGAGCGUGAAGCUCCCCAGGCUGUUCAGCAUAGAGCAGAUGCCCCAGGGUCAAAUUUCCUUCCUUUUUGACUGGAGAAGGAUGAGUGUUACUUCAUGGUGGGAAGUUUCAUCUGGAGGAUGUCACAGAGGGAGGCCAGAGCUCGCUUCCACUCAGCUGACUGCCAAGUACUCGGGAUCUUGCCCAGAAAGAUAAAUGCUGAUGACCUCAGCAGCAUGAAUGGAAGAUUAAGAGGAGACAGACUGCCAGGCCCUCUCCCUGAAAGCCUGUGAAGCUGGGUGAUUCCAGCAGGCGGCAUUGGGGGACAAUCAGAAGUGAUGCAGAGCUGUUUGGUGGGAAGAGCUGAGCAAUGCGGCAGAUGCCACCUCGGUGCCUCUUCACAGGGUGGCGCAUGCAUACCCUGGUGUCUCCAGAUUUCCUCUUCUUAUGAGGACCCCAGGCAGAUUGGCUUGGGACCCGCGCUAAUGGCUGCAUCUUCACCUAAGCACAUCUUUAAAGACCCUGUCUGCCAACAGUCACAUUCUGAGGUGUUCCAUGAGCAGGGCAUCCUCUUUGGCUACCGACAUCCACAGAGUUCCGCCACUGCCUGUGUCCUCAGCCUUUUCCAAAUGACCAAUGAGACUCUCAACAUCUGGACUCACUUGCUACCCUUCUGGUUCUUCGCGUGGAGGUUUGUGACCGUACUGUAUGUGACAGACAUCCAGAAUGACAGCUACUCCUGGCCUCUGCUUGUGUACAUGGGCACCAGCUGCGUGUACCCCCUUGCGUCUAGCUGUGCGCACACCUUCAGCUCCAUGUCCAGGAACGCCCGGCACAUCUGCUACUUCCUGGACUACGGUGCCGUCAACCUCUUUGGCCUGGGCUCAGCCAUCGCCUACUCGGCCUAUACGUUUCCUGAUGCGCUGGUGCGUACCACCUUCCACGACUACUAUGUGACCCUGGCUGUGCUGAACACCAUCAUCAGCACCAGCCUCUCCUGCUACUCCAGGUUUCUUGAAAUCCAGAAGCCCAGGCUCUAUAAGAUGCUUCGCGUCCUCGCCUUUGCGUAUCCCUACCUCUGGGACUCCGUUCCCAUCUUCUACAGGCUGUUCCUGUUCCCUGGGGAGAGCGCACAGAACGAAGCCACCUUGUACCACCAGAAGCACACGGCCAUAACCCUCCUGGCCUCUUUCUUCUACUCUGCGCACCUGCCGGAGCGCCUGGCCCCUGGACGCUUCGACUACAUCGGUCACAGUCAUCAGCUGUUCCACGUGUGUGUGAUCCUGGCCACGCACGUGCAGAUGGAAGCCAUACUUCUGGACAAGACUCUGAGACAGGAGUGGCUCCUGGUCAACUCCAGGCCCCUGUCUUUCCCUCAGAUCGCUGGAGCCAUACUUCUGUGCCUUGUCUUCAGCCUUGGCAACAUAAUUUAUUUCUCAGCUGCUCUGUAUCGGAUUCCUGAGCCAGAAUUACAUAAAAAAGAAACGUGAUUCAGACCAUAAGCUUUUCGAGCUCCAUGUCAGCAUUAAGCUACAAUGCCCAAACCACCUAAGCUGGUGGCAUGGUACCAAUUUGCAGUGGCCUAAAAUAUUCAUAACGGUUGGUGUCUUGGCAUUUUUGAGUGGGUUCGUGUCAAUAAGGUAUUUAACUGGGGAACUUUCUCUCGAUGUGCACUGAUUCUGUGUGUGUGAUUUCCUAAGAGGAACAUGGAUUCAAGUAAGUCCUCAUUCAGGCAAAUUAUUAAUACUUCAUUAAGUUUUAAAUUUAUUUAAAGUGGGUUUUUCAGUUCUAUUUGAACAUUGGAUUAAGCGCACUACCCUUGUAGAUUUACUAUUAAACAGAUGGAUUAAGCCUUACUGAUACCCUUGCAGUAUGGCUCUUUGAAAAAUGGAACUUGCUUCAUUUGGUGAGUUUCAAGUAGCAAAAUCUCUCCUGAGAGCUCCUGCAGUGGGAGGAGAAUGAGUCAGAAAGGUCAGUGCGGGGAACCCGAGACAGACGAUGUUGGGUCUGUGGGAGCCCUGGGACUGGGAAGGCAUUCCAGAAGGAGGAGACCUGGCUUGGGCAGGGGUCUUCUUCCUUUCCUCACCUUGUGAAGGGAAGGAAUAGAAAGAGAGUCCUCUUUUCCCGCAAGUCCAUUUUGCUUCAAAGUGCCAUUUCCCAUGUCAUUGUGGAUUUGGAUUUCCUUUAAAGCCCACAGCCUAUGAGUGGGUGUCAUCAUUUCUGUUUUGCUCUGUUUUCUUGUUGCCAGUUAGAUGCUGCAAAGUAUUAUGCAGUGCAGGUAAAAGGUGUUACACUGUGGGAGUUGGCUGAGUUAAUCCGGGUUGGUUGUGCUUGUCUCUCACCUUUUAAACCAAUGCCAGUGCUGUAUUUGGGGAUGUCAUACAUUUGAUGUUGCUUCAGCAUUUUAGAUAUGCUGCAAAAUGGAGUGUUCGUGUGCAGAGGACGCUAAAGGCCUUGCCAAAGUGUUGUCCAAAUGUAGUGAUUCUCAAGCUUUACAGUGAAUCAGAAACACUUGGUGAGCUUGUGACAAAUGCAGAUUUGUGGGGCAAACCAGGAGAUUCCGCUGUACUGGUUGAAUGUAGGUUUCCUGGAGGAGAUUUGCCUGGGAGCAGGUCCGCAGCUCAUUCUAACGCAGAAGGGCCACAGGCCAAACUUGAAGAAAUGCUGGUGUCAUGAAUUCCAGCAGACUCUGGGCCUAUCAGCUUUUGUUCUGAUUGAUCUAAUGAUCAGCAACUCACCACCUGAGGAUGUGUCCCCUGCUUUCUGCUCUGCAUAGUACUUAACACUGAGCAUUUUCUCAUCUGUUGCAUUACUAAUUAAAGUUCAGUAUUUCAUGGUGUUUCCAGGGAGUACAGAAAUGCUGACACAAAACAGUUUUUAACAGAGGCCCAUCCACCCCUGAUCUGCACUUGCUAAUGACUUUGGGGGCCAUCCAUCACAAUGCAGGCUCCUCUUGGCUGACUCAGGAACACCCCCAUAUCUUAGAAUACUGACUCCAUGGUUAACUGGCCCAGACACUUGAAUGGCCUUGUAAACAGUUUAUCAUCCAAUCCUCUGAGGACAAGUAACAAUUUAUAUUGGAUGAGAGUAGUCAAGAAAUAUGAUUUCAUUAGUUUUAUUACCUGUUUACUUCCUCUGGGGAAGGUAGACUGAUAAAAUUAUAUGGGCUGGUAAAUUUUGGGGACAUUAAUUGCAAGCUGCAUGACAAAAUUUGUUUUUUUGGCAAGAAUCUGACGUCGUUAAUGGAAUUUUACUCCAGCAGGGUCUGUGGACUUCCAUUUCAUCUUUUUGUACUUCAUUUUUAUGGUGAAAAAGGUACAGUUUAAAUUCCCUAUUCUAGUAAUGCCAAAGACAUGAAGGCUUUUAAAUUCUCUUGUUUAUAAAAGAGUAAAAUAAUGUUCUUCGUUUGUCUUAGAAAUACUUGAAAGAUAAUGGGUGAUUAAUUUGAAGGACUUUAGAUUAUUUAAUCUUUGGUUAUGCUGUUUUUUCUUCAUGCUUAAUGGUGAAAAUGAAACAUUAAGUCAACAAAAUAAGACCCUUUCAUAAUGUUUGUAUAAGUUUGGUAAACUUAGUCCCAUUGUAUACUUUUGGAUAGUGUUACAAAUUAAAACUUUAUAACAGUUUGCAGUACA